This is a messenger RNA of Helobdella robusta, 2500 nucleotides long. RefSeq lists its product as hypothetical. Bases 504 to 2405 code for a protein of 633 amino acids. Lineage: Eukaryota; Metazoa; Annelida; Clitellata; Rhynchobdellida; Glossiphoniidae. The record is from RefSeq and is a predicted model, not a curated record. The transcript is spliced from 13 exons. Gene Ontology annotation, cellular component: plasma membrane; cytoskeleton.
UAUACGUUACAAAAUAGACUGAUUUGUUCAUGAAAUUAUGAAAUUGAUCAAUUAACAAGCCUGGAAAAUUUGUAAAUGAAAUUUUGUAGUGUUAUUUAACUUUCAAAGUUUGCAUUUUUUCGAUUUUAUUAUUUAAUCUAAUUUUAGAACUAUUUUUAAAAACAAUUUUAUGAAUUAAUGGAAAUUAAUUAAAUUAAAAUUAAAUAAACGAGUGUAUGUCUGAAUGAAAUCUAUGUUUAAAAAAAGACUGCACGAACGUGACAGAUUUCGAACCAAAUAAAAAAUCAAAUCAUUGAAUAGACAGCAAUAUCGAGAAGAAGAAUGGUCCAUACUGCCUUCUAAACAGAGUGCAUCCAACAGAUACCCACCUUAUAAUCCAAACCUCUCUACUGCCAGUUAACGCUAUUUUCAAACCACCUCUCCAACAUUCUCAACUGUUUCUAACAAUUUAAUAGCAGCAGAAAAAGCAGCCAGCCGGAGACCCAUUCACCUUCCGGACAGCCAUGAACUCCGACAACGAUGAUGACGACAUUCGCAAACCUCCCCUCGACGACCUCGAUGAAUCCACAGCGCACCCACAAUCUCCAACAAAUCCUCAGUCACCCCAGCCACCUGCCGAGCAAAUUUCACCCCAGGAGUCAGAAAAAGAUAGGAAAAAACGGUUAAAGUUAGAGGAAAAAGAGCGCGAAAAAAGGGAAAAAUCGCUAGCGAAAGCGGAAAAGGAUAGCAAAGGGCGGACGCAGGCAGGAGAGGGAGGUUUCGUUAAAAAUACGUUUUCCCAUAUUUCCGGGUUUUUUACCAGCCCCAAGCCCUCAAAAUCCCGACCGGAAGUGAGGCCCAAAGAAGGGGUCACGUGUCGAGUCGUGCUUCUUGAUGGGUCGGAUUAUCAGACUGUUGUUGAUACUACCAUGCACAUUCGUGACCUACGCCCUGCUUGGCUCAUACACCGUCCAAUCAGACUUGGGGAUUUUGAGAUAAACCCGAACGGAAGGGAGACGGAUUACAUUGAGGACAUCAUAUUCUCGCCAACUCAGACUGAAGAGUUGCUUCAGAAAAUUGUUGAGUUGCAUAAAACGCAUAGAGGACAGCUUCCAGUGGAUGCUGAGUUGAACUUCCUGGACAACGCAAAAAAACUUCAGAUGUAUGGAGUUCAUUUCGUACCUGCAAGGGAUUCUGAACUGGUCCUUAUCUGGCUGGGGGUUUACUACGGUGGAAUAAUAAUCGUGAGAGAUGGGGUCGUCAUCAACAAGUUCCCCUGGCCCAAGAUUUUAAAGCUGGCCUAUAAGAAGAAGAAAUAUUACAUGAAGAUAAGACCAGCUGAGUAUGAGCAGUUCGAGAAGACCAUUGGAUUCCAGAUGGAGAGCCACACGCACGCGAAAAACUUUUGGAGGCUAUCCCUGGAACAUCACACUUUUUUCAGGUUCAAACAAGCCAAUGCAGCUGAGAAAAACAGAAGUUUCUCCAUGCUAAGCCUGACAUCUCGACACCGCUACUCUGGUCGCACUCAGUUUCAGACGCGAUCUCAGCGCAUCCACAGAAGCCAGCCAGACUUCGAUCGAACAUUCUCUCGACGUACAGGAAGAAGUUUGGGGGGCUACUCCAUGGCUUCGUCCACUUCUUUCGAUCGCCAGGGAGAAGCCUGGCUUCAGGGGGGACCCAGCGGUACUGGAAAUGAGUUGCUCAAUGAAAUUGGAAAGGUAGCAGUGUUAGCUGGAACAGGAUCGAACGUUAACAAACUGGCCUACGUAAAAACCGUGGUACCUGCCUCAGCUGAGAGCCCGGCUGGAACUUCCUCCGCCACUGCCGCUGGUGGAGGCGGUGGACGUGGAAGCCACUUCAAUGAACACAGCUUUAAUCAGGGAGAGGUUGAUAGUGCCACUGGUGAAUCGAAAAAGAAAAAGAAGAAAAAAGCCAGGCCAUCUGUCGACGACGAACAACAGCAAUUUGACGAAGACGAACCAAUUCCGCCGCCUUAUCCCUCCAUACCUCAAGACGAUCCUGAGGUACAUGGUUCAAGACCUACCGUGGCCCCAAAACCAAAAAGUAAAAAGAAGAAGAAUGGUGAGAGAGAGAACGAGAGAUAUGAGGAGGUAGUCAGUGAGCAACGCUCCGAAAAAAGAGGAAGAAUGCAUGAAGAGAAUGGUCAUGAUGAUGAUGAGGAGGUUGAAGAUGUUGAUCAUGAUAUGGCCUUGAGGCGUGCCAUAGAAUCAGUAACAGACGUUGAUCACAGGCUGUCGGUCAAGAAAAUCCAACUGGACACCGACCAGCUGAUGAAGGAUGGAAAGAAGAAGAAGAAGAAAGACGGAAGAGAUGGAGAAGAAGAGAGAGAUGAAGGGGAGAGAGAGAAGAAGAAGAAAAUGCCUAACAAUCAUUACAUCAUUACACUCUCAUCAUCACUACGAUAACAACAAAAAUAAUAAUAAUAGAAUUAUCAUUGACGUUGUUAUCAUUGUUGUUCUUUUUUUUCAUGAACGAUGAAUAAAAAUAAUUUGCACUGUUG